Molecule: messenger RNA, 1326 nt
Organism: Candoia aspera
Lineage: Eukaryota; Metazoa; Chordata; Lepidosauria; Squamata; Candoiidae
Gene: HACD3
Product: 3-hydroxyacyl-CoA dehydratase 3
Exons: 11
Coding region: 68-1156 (362 amino acids)
Biological process (GO): fatty acid elongation; very long-chain fatty acid biosynthetic process; sphingolipid biosynthetic process
Cellular component (GO): endoplasmic reticulum membrane
Molecular function (GO): 3-hydroxyacyl-CoA dehydratase activity
Source: RefSeq, a predicted model, not a curated record
CCUCCUCCGGCUGGCGAGAGCCUUUGGCGCCGCCUCCCCGGCUCCCUCCGCCGCGCAGACGGGCGCGAUGCCGGGCGCGAGCCUGACCCCGCAGGUGCACUGGGCGCAGCGGCACCGCGAGCUCUACCUGCGCGUGGAGCUCAGCAACGUGCAGAACCCUGAUAUUUCCAUUAUAGACAAUGUGCUCCAUUUUAAAGCUGAUGGCCAUGGUGCCAAGGGGGAUAACAUUUAUGCAUUCCAGAUUGAGUUCCUAGAAGCAGUAAAACCACAGCCGGUGUGGAAAGUGACCCAGAGGCAACUGACCAUCACUGUGAAAAAGGACGAGAGCCACUGGUGGGAACGGCUGACCAAGCAGGAGAAACGGCCGGUGUUUCUUGCUACUGAUUUUGAUCGGUGGCUGGACGAGUCGGACGCUGAGUUGGAACUGAAGGCCAAGGAAGAAGAACGGAUCAACAAAAUCAACAUAAAGAACAGAAUCCCCAAAGAUCCUUUCCGACACUUGAAGAGAGGAUAUUUGUUCAUGUACAAUCUUGUGCAGUUCCUGGGCUUUUCGUGGAUCUUUGUGAACAUGACAGUUCGGCUGUUCAUGCUGGGGAAAGACUCGUUCUCUGAUACUUUCCACAUGAGCGGGGACAUGAUGUACUUCUGCCAGAUGUUUACCUUCAUGGAGAUUGUAAAUGCCUUAAUAGGCCUCGUGAGAGCUCCCUUAACUACUGUUUGUUUCCAGAUCUUUGGGAGGAAUUUUGUAUUGUUCAUAGUUCUUGGAAGUGUGGAAGAAAUGCAAAGCAAAGCAGUCGUCUUCUUUAUCUUCUACAUUUGGAGCAUGGUUGAGAUCUUCAGGUAUCCAUACUACAUGCUUUCCUGCAUUGACAUAGAAUGGAAGAUUCUCACCUGGCUUCGCUACAGUGUAUGGAUGCCUCUCUAUCCUUUGGGGAUCUUAGCAGAAGCUGUGGCUGUGAUCCAGGCAAUUCCUAUCUUCAACAGCACUGGAAGAUUCAGCUUCACCCUGCAUUACCCGCUGAACAUCACCAUCCCGUUUUCAGUUUUUCUUCAGCUCCAUCUUGUCUUCUUAUUUCUAGCACCGUUUAUCCUUUUCCGCCACCUGUACAAGCAACGGAAGCGGCACCUCGCGCCCAAAAAGAGGAAAAUGCAUUAAGCUGAGUUUCUUGUUCGAAUCUUCCUCGAAGAAGUGGGGAGGGAGGAGACUCAGGGCUCCUCCAAACCAUCUUCCUGGCCCUGUUAACCUGAAAACCAAUUUUGUGGUCCUGACGACACCCGUCUCUUCCUUGCCUGGCACCAGAAAAUAGAGCUGUCCAAGUAACAUUU